AUGGAUAUAUUAGAGCUUGAUCAAGUUGAACCUGUAGUUGAGCUGUCAAGAAUUGCAGUUUCGUCUUCACAUGGGGAAGACUCUCCAUAUUUUGCUGGUUGGAAAGCAUAUGAUGAAAAUCCAUAUGAUCAAUUUCUUAACCCAUCUGGAGUCAUACAAAUGGGAUUGGCUGAAAAUCAAGUUUCCUUCGACUUAGUCGAAGACUACUUGGAGAAAAACUCAGAUACAGCUCUCUUUGGAAAUAAAGCUUCCGGAUUUAGAGAAAACGCCUUGUUUCAAGACUACCACGGUCUCCUUUCUUUCAGAAAGGCAAUGGCAACUUUCAUGCAACAAAUAAGAGGUGGAAGAGUCGAAUUCGAUCCGGCCAGAAUCGUCCUUACCGCCGGAGCAACCGCUGCCAACGAGCUUCUCACUUUCAUAUUAGCCAACCCCGGUGACGCCUUACUAGUACCAACCCCUUAUUAUCCCGGUUUCGACAGAGAUUUAAGGUGGAGAACGGGAAUAAACAUCGUACCAAUAAAAACCGACAGUUCAAACAACUUUACCAUUACACCCGAAGCUCUACAAUCCGCCUAUGAUUCCGCCGCCGCCUCAAACUUCACAGUCCGCGGAGUUCUAAUAACGAACCCUUCUAACCCGUUAGGCGUCGCUAUUGAAAAAACAGUUCUAAACGAAAUACUCGACUUCGUCACUAAAAAGAACAUUCACUUGAUAUCCGACGAGAUAUAUUCCGGUUCUGUUUUUUCAUCGUCUGAGUUCAUUAGCGUGGCUGAAAUCCUGAAGGAAAGGAAUUAUAAAGAGAAGGAAAGGGUUCAUAUCGUUUAUAGCCUUUCAAAAGAUCUAGGCCUCCCCGGUUUUCGAGUCGGUACGAUUUAUUCGUACAAUGAUAAAGUGGUGACGACCGCUAGAAGAAUGUCGAGUUUCACGUUGAUUUCAUCUCAAACGCAGCAUCUUUUGGCUUGUAUGUUAUCGGACAAGGAAUUUACUGAGAAUUAUAUAAAGACGAAUCGGGAUAGGUUAAGGAAAAGGUAUGAUAUGAUUAUCGACGGUUUGAGGAAAGCGGGGAUCGAAUGUUUGGAAGGAAACGCGGGUUUGUUUUGUUGGAUGAAUUUGGGUCCGUAUUUGAAUGAACCAACUAAGGAAUGUGAAUUGGAGAUAUGGAAAUCGAUUGUAAGUGAAGUUAAGUUGAAUAUUUCUCCAGGUUCUUCAUGCCAUUGUUCUGAACCAGGCUGGUUUAGGGUUUGUUUUGCUAAUAUGACUGAAAACACCCUUGAAGUUGCAUUGAAGAGGAUAUGUGAUUUCAUGGCUAAAAGGGUAAAGAAGCACAACAACCAUUAUUAA
This is a messenger RNA of Impatiens glandulifera, 1341 nucleotides long. Its product is annotated as 1-aminocyclopropane-1-carboxylate synthase 7-like. The record is from RefSeq and is a predicted model, not a curated record. Lineage: Eukaryota; Viridiplantae; Streptophyta; Magnoliopsida; Ericales; Balsaminaceae. The transcript is spliced from 3 exons. Bases 1 to 1341 code for a protein of 446 amino acids. Gene Ontology annotation, molecular function: pyridoxal phosphate binding; transaminase activity. Gene Ontology annotation, biological process: biosynthetic process; amino acid metabolic process.